Messenger RNA from Bubalus bubalis (water buffalo), 2719 nucleotides. It is a transcript of the gene C1D, whose product is annotated as C1D nuclear receptor corepressor. The record is from RefSeq and is a predicted model, not a curated record. Gene Ontology annotation, molecular function: RNA binding; DNA binding. NCBI's taxonomy places the organism in Eukaryota, Metazoa, Chordata, Mammalia, Artiodactyla, Bovidae. The transcript is spliced from 5 exons. Gene Ontology annotation, biological process: maturation of 5.8S rRNA; regulation of gene expression. Bases 608 to 1033 code for a protein of 141 amino acids. Gene Ontology annotation, cellular component: exosome (RNase complex); nucleolus.
CGGGGGAGCCUGGUGGGCUGCCGUCUAUGGGGUCCCGCGGAGUCGGACACGACUGAAGCGACUUAGCAGCAGCAAUGCUGUGCAAAAAAGUCAUUAUGUUAAUAGAGUUCUGAUGCAACAUCUGCAGAAAUCUCUCUAGUUUUCCCCCAAAUAGUAUAUUGAUUUGUUUCUGAUUUAGUUCCUAAUUGUAUGUAACUCUGCUUGGCAUAAGGAUGGAAACAGCCCCGGGAUGUACAUUAUUGUAUAUCUUCUUUUGAAUCCACAUGGUGACUAUCCUAAUCUGGUAUUGAGAUUCUCCAAAAUUUGGUUCCAGUUUACUUUCAUUGUUUUUAGUUAGUGAACAGAUAGUUACCAUAUACUUAAUAUGUGGCAAGACUUUAUGUUAAUCAUGUGGAGAUACAUUGGGAAAUAACCAGUGGAGAGUUUUGAGCAGAGGAGUGAUACAAUCUGAUUUAGGUAUUUAACAGGCUCAUUCUGCCUGCUGUGUUAGAGCAGCUUGUUGGAGAUAGGGGUAGGGCAAAGCCAGGAGACUAAUUAGGAAGGUGUUGUAAUAAUUCACAUAAGAAGAUCGUGUCUUCACAGCUGAAAGAAGUCACUGUUGAUCAUAAUGGCAGGUGAAGGAAUUAAUGAAGACUAUCCAGUAGAAAUUCAUGAAUAUUUAUCAACAUUUGAGAAUUCCAUUGGUGCUGUGGAUGAAAUGCUGAAGACCAUGAUGUCUGUUUCUAGAAAUGAGUUGUUGCAGAAGUUGGACCCACUUGAACAGGCAAAAGUGGAUUUAGUUUCUGCUUACACAUUGAAUUCAAUGUUUUGGGUUUAUUUGGCAACUCAGGGAGUCAAUCCCAAGGAACAUCCAGUAAAGCAGGAACUGGAGAGAAUCAGAGUAUACAUGAACAGAGUCAAGGAAAUAACAGACAAGAAAAAGGCUGGCAAGCUGGACAGGGGUGCGGCUUCAAGAUUUGUAAAAAAUGCCCUCUGGGAACCAAAACCUAAAAAUGCAUCCAAAGUUGCCAAUAAAGGAAAAAGUAAAAAUUAACCUUUCAGUUUCAAUGUACACAUAUUUAAAAAGUACAUAAUUUUGAUUGUUUUCCACAAAAUGGAUGAUGAUUAUGUGGCACUGUAAGGUUUAAAUGUAUUCCUUACUGGAAUCAUGUACAAAACUUGCAUUUGAAAUUUGUAAUGCUAAGAACUGUUUCCUCCAGAAAGAUUGUUAUCUUUAUUGGUUUUCCUAUAGAACACUAUGAGGUUUUUAACAUUGUAGUAUGUGUGUGUGUGUGUAUUUUGUAUGGGAGUAUAGCUGAUUAAUAAUGUGACAGUUUCAGGUGAACAGCGAAAGGACUCAGCCCUACAUGUACAUGUAUCAGUUCUCCCCAAACUCCUCUCCCAUCCAGGCUGCCACAUAACACUGAACGGAGUUCCAUUUGCUACACAGUUGGUUAUGCAUUUUACAUUUAUGCAUACAUUUACAGCAGUGUGUACAUGUAAUCCCAAGCAAAAUUGUAGUGUAUUUUAUAUUUAUACUUUACUGUCUCUUGACCAGACUCUGAUUUGUUUAGGUCAGUCUUUCAAGUGCCAUUUUAUAAGCAACUAUGAAGUUUAAGUUAAAUGUUCCUUGUAAACAUUUGUCUAUUUCGAUGAAUAAUGAUUUUAUGAAGUAUGCCGAAGUUAUAAAUACAUCUGUUCUCACUAUAUAAUAUUAAGAAAGAGUGAAAUGUCUUAAAUGUCCAUUUUUUUCUGUGUAGUUAUUUCAUUAUGCUGUCAUGAUUUUGGGAAUUACUGCUUUUUGUGAUAUUUGAAGUAUGAAAUUAAGACUUUAAGGUUAUUCUUUAAUUCUUGGCACUUUGCCACGAUGUCCCAUUUAAAGUAAAAUACAUUCUCAUUAACUUUAGAUAGGAAAUGAGGUUGUAUAUUGAUGGCUGAAUUUUGGCAUAAUAGCUAUACCCUAUCAAAGCUGUUAAUGCAUGGCUGACCUGUUUUUUAUUUUUCUCUUUUGUGUAAAUUUUUCCUUGAAAUUAGGAAGGUGGGUUUUAGAAGUCCUUAGAAAUGGAGGAAUUCAUGAGUUUUUGUUCCUUGUGCAUAGUGCCCUUAGUUCUCUUGGCCUCAAUUUUUUCAGAUGUUUUAAUAUUUAUGAGGCUGUAACAAGUAUGUACAAGUAUUUGCAACUUUGUAUGUUACAUAGUGUCACUUAAUCAGAGGAGGAAUCUGAAGGAGAGUACAUUGUAUUUAUAUUGUUUUAUUUUUCUGUAAUGUUUAUUACUGAGAGUUCUAAAUAUUAAAACUUUUUAAAUAUCUAAGCCCAUGAAUUUUAAUUAUAUACCCUUAAUGCUUUCAGUCUUUGAAUUCACAUCAUUAUGUAUAGGAAUGCCAAAUAUAGCAAAGUACUUGUACUUUAAUUUUUGAAAAAGAAGUUGUUAAAAUUUUCUCUGUGAUUAAUUCUCCGUAAGUAACCUUGAAUAAAUGGAUUUCUUGAUUUAUGAUAGCAGAUAUUGGAAAUGGUCUUAAAAUAUAAUGGAUUUUGUAAAGCAUGUUGAACUCUUUCUGUGACACAUGAAGAGGAAAUCACUGAUAGAUGCAGAAAGUCUUCUGGCUCAGAUGUCAGGCAAUUUUUGAAGUAGAAGCACAUUUAUAGUUAUUUCACCCCUUGUUUUACCUUUAUCUCUUCUAAAUUCCAGGUUUUUUUUUUAAGUAACUUCAUGAGAGAAAUAAAUGUUAUUAAGAUCAA